This is a messenger RNA of Strongylus vulgaris, 312 nucleotides long. NCBI's taxonomy places the organism in Eukaryota, Metazoa, Nematoda, Chromadorea, Rhabditida, Strongylidae. The record is from the annotation of a GenBank genome assembly.
AUGCGACUUUGGCAGACUGUUGUUCUUUACCUGUUCCUGUGCAUUGGCGCCUGUUGGGCACUACGGAAACAGGGCGUUGCCGUUCGUGGAGUGCUGAAAUGUGGUCCCACUCCUUCCAACUACAGCAAAGUUCGCAUUGUUGACAUCGAUUACGGACCGGAUCCAGAUGAUACACUCGAUGAGAAGAGAACGGAUGAGCAUGGUCGUUUUGAAGUAACUGGAACCACGCAUGAAUUGACACCUAUCGAUCCUGUGUUGUAUAUUUGGCAUGAGUGCAGAGAUGAGCAAACAGUGAGUUGGGUACAGGUGUAA